CUUCAUAAUAGAGAGUCGCUCGGAGCGCUUUAUAAAUAAAUAUUGUUAAAAUAGCAACAUUAAAUAAAUCUAUAUGAAAAGUGUUGGUUAUAAGUGUUUGGUGUAUACUAUAUUUUUGGAAUAUAAGAUUAAUCAGAUCAACGAUGGAUAUAGCUGAAGGUCUAGGGACACAUACACUGACGAAGGCAGCAAUUGCGGGUUUGUUGCUAUAUGCGGUUAAUUAUAAGGCUCGUUACUAUAUGAAAUUUUCAAUAUAUGCCAUAUGGUGUAUGCUGGCCGCCACUUUACCAAUACCUCUCAUGUUACCUUGGCCACGUGAUUACAGAAAUGCAUAUAUUCCAGCAAGUUUAUGCCGCAUGGUAUCCAGAUUCAUCGGUAUAUCGUGGAUUGUUCGCGGUCAAGAGAACAUUGUAAAAAAUAGCGGUGCUGUUAUGCUUAUAAAUCACCAAAGUGCCUUAGAUCUGACUAUUUUAGCUAUCUUGUGGCCACUUGUGGGUCGCUGCACAGUUAUAAGCAAACGUGAGAUCUUCUACAUUUGGCCAUUUGGUCUAGCAAGUUACCUCUGGGGAACGCUAUUUAUUGAUAGAAAAAAUCGAACUGGAGCCACAAAAGCAGUCAACGAUACUGCUCAAGCCAUCAAUCGCAAGCAUGCAAAACUUUGCAUGUUUCCUGAAGGAACAAGGCAUAGUGGCUCUGAACUACUUCAAUUCAAAAAAGGAGCAUUCUAUGUAGCUAUAACAAAUCAGUGCCCUAUUCAACCCAUAGUAGUAUCCAGAUACCAUUUUUUGAACUGCAGCAUCAAAAAGUUUUCUUCGGGAUUCAACAUCAUCACCAUCUUACCUGCCAUUCCCACACAAGGGUUAACGUUGGAUAAUUUGGAUGAUCUUAUUGAGAAAACUCACCAAACUAUGUCACGCUACUAUAAACAAACUAGUCAAGAAGUUGAAAAUCUGAUGGUUAACAUUUAUUGAAUAAAUUUAAUGAAACGAAAAUAUAAUAUUGUAGUUUUAUCAACCUAACUUUUAUUUACAUUAAAUUUAUUUCCAUAUGCUGGAAUAAAGUCUUAAGCUAAGUAGUUAGAA
This is a messenger RNA of Ctenocephalides felis (cat flea), 1082 nucleotides long. Its product is annotated as 1-acyl-sn-glycerol-3-phosphate acyltransferase alpha-like. Bases 144 to 971 code for a protein of 275 amino acids. The transcript has 7 exons. Gene Ontology annotation, biological process: phosphatidic acid biosynthetic process. The record is from RefSeq and is a predicted model, not a curated record. Gene Ontology annotation, cellular component: endoplasmic reticulum; membrane. Gene Ontology annotation, molecular function: 1-acylglycerol-3-phosphate O-acyltransferase activity. NCBI's taxonomy places the organism in Eukaryota, Metazoa, Arthropoda, Insecta, Siphonaptera, Pulicidae.